CAUCACUUGUCUAUGCUAAUGACAGAUGUUAAUUGAUGUUAUCAUCUUUUAAAUAUAUAAUAAAACAAUAGAAUGGGAGCAAUUUUUAGCAGUGGUAUUUUGGCUUCUCAGGCGGCUUGUUGCUGCGGAAGCGCGGCCUGCAAUCUGUGCUGCACGGCGUGUCCGCCUUGUAAAAGUUCGACGUCGACUCGUAUCAUGUACGCAGUGUACCUACUGGCCAGUAUCGUCGUAGCGUGCAUCAUGCUAAGCCCCGGGGUCGAGCAUUCACUCCAAAAGUUACCCUGGCUAUGCUCUAACCAUUUCAACAUCGACUGCAAGAAAGUAGUGGGAUACUUGGCGGUGUACAGGGUCUGCUUCGCCCUAACCUUGUUUUUCGUGUUCUUUUGUCUCAUCAUGUUCAACGUCAAAACCUCCAGGGACUUUAGAUCCAGCAUACAAAAUGGAUUUUGGGGUGUCAAACUGUUAUUAUUGAUUGGCAUAAUGGUUGGAGCCUUUUACAUUCCCGGGAACGAAUUUGGCAGAAUUUGGAUGGUGUUUGGCAUGAUAGGAGGAUUUCUAUUCAUCCUGAUCCAACUCAUAUUGAUUAUCGACUUCGCUCAUGGGUGGGCCGAGAACUGGGUUACCAAGAUGGAAGAAGGCACCAACUCUAAAUCUUGGUACAUUGCUCUCCUACUUUCAACACUGGGUAACUACCUUCUUUCCCUAGCGUGCGUCGUUCUCUUCUUUAUAUAUUAUGGAAACAAUGGCUGCCAACUUCAUCAAUUCUUCAUCAGUUUUAACCUCAUCCUGUGCAUCAUUUUUUCUGUGAUUUCAAUACUGCCAAAGAUACAAGAAGUUCAACCCAGGUCCGGUUUGCUGCAAUCGUCCGUUAUAACCCUUUACGUAAUGUACCUGACUUGGUCAGCCAUGUCCAACGAACCAGACCAAAAAUGUAAUCCAAAUAUAGCAUCCAUAUUGAAUAUCAAGGAUUUUUCGCCCAAAACUAACGCCGGAACCAGGUUCGACGCGCAGAGCAUUGUCAGUUUGAUCAUCUGGUUUCUGGCCGUAUUGUAUUCCAGCUUAAGAACUGCCACCACUAGCCAAAUGGGAAGAAUCACUUUAAGAUCUGACACUGCCACUGAAGAUCCUGCCCCACCAGUCGAUUACGAGGAUAACCGAUCUAAAGGGCAGAAAGUGUGGGACAACGAAGAAACCGACGUUGCCUAUAGCUAUUCAUUUUUUCACUUUAUGUUUGCCCUGGCCUCCCUGUAUAUUAUGAUGACCCUUACCAAUUGGUAUAGCCCCCAAGAAACCGAUAUCACCAAGUUGACAACGAAUACUGCUUCAGUUUGGAUUAAAAUAUCUUCUAGCUGGGUAUGCAUAUUUUUAUACCUUUGGACUCUCACAGCCCCGAUGAUAUUUACCGAUCGAGAAUUUUAAGACCAUUAUCCUAGGCCUAAAUUAUAAAAAGAUUUAUUUCAUAAAAAAAAAUGUCUUGUAUUUUAUAUAUAUGUGGAAAAUUGAAUUUUAUAUUUUACAAAAAUCUCCUUUUAGUUUAUUUUAAACAAAUAUUUAUUUUUUAAAGAAUAUUUUUUGUUUUCUCGUCUUUAUAAAUUUUAUUUUAUUUUUUUAACAUUUAUUAAAUGUAUUAUUUUUUAGAAAUAUUUCUAUAAAU
Gordionus sp. m RMFG-2023 is the source of this 1654-nucleotide messenger RNA. RefSeq names its product probable serine incorporator. The coding region runs from base 73 to 1419 and encodes 448 amino acids. Lineage: Eukaryota; Metazoa; Nematomorpha; Gordioida; Chordodea; Parachordodidae. The record is from RefSeq and is a predicted model, not a curated record. Gene Ontology annotation, cellular component: membrane. The transcript has 12 exons.